CAUACAUACAUAUACAAAGUGGCGGUACAACUUGUUGAAUAUGACGACAUUAUCGAAUACUUCCGAUUACGAUGAAGAAGAUGAGCACGACAUAAUAGCUGAAUAUGAAAAUCAAGAGUCAGAUGGAGAUCAGGGUAAUGUUCAGAAGAAUUCAGAUUCUGAAAAUGAUCAAAGUAAAGAAGAGAAUACUGUAAGAAGAAUUGAUUCAUCAUCAUCUAAGAAACAUAUAGUAAGAAAUCCUUUACCUAAAUUAAAUACAGAACGUUUAAAGGGUCCUAAAGGAAUUCACACUAUUGAAAAAUAUUUUGAAGGGUUUAAGUUUCAUGGACAAGGAUAUGAAAAGUUAGAUUUGGAUCGAGUUAUGAAAAGACUAGAACAUUGGGGACACAGACUGUUUCCUAAAUUGGACUUUGAUGAUUUUCUUGAAAGACUAGAAAAAUUGGGUACUAAAAAGGAUCUUCAGGUGUUUAUAAGGAAAUAUAGACAAGAUAUGAUUAAUGAAGAUAAUGAUAUUAUUAAUGAAGAUAACAUAGAUGCUGAAGAAAAUAUAAUACAAGAUGAACCCAUUGAUGAAUUUGACUUAUUGAUUGCAGAACAAAUAGAAAAACAAAAACAAGUUAUGCAACAGACAGCAAUUAAUGUACCUACUACUAACAAUGAUGUAUUUGAUAAAUUAUUAUCACAGUCUAAUACCAUGAGUUCUCAAUCUGUAACUAAUGCUCCUACUUCUUCGCACUUAAGUGAUGAAGUAAAAGCACGUAUAGAAAGAAACAGACAACAAGCUGUUCAAAGAAGACUUGCAAGAUUUAAAGAAAUACAGGAAGAAGCCAAGAGAAAAAAACUUGAAGAACCAGAAAGCAAUGAAACUCCAUAUGCAGAGAAUAAUGAGCUUGAAAAUAAUUCACAAAAAACAGAUAAAAGUCAUGAAAUUUAGAAUAAAAAUAUUAUAACACGAUUUAUAAAAGUAUAAAAAAUUUUAUAUUAAAAUAUUAAUGUAGCAGUUAAAAAAAAUAUGUCAAAUAAAUAAUCUGUUAUUAAAAAUUCCAUAAAAACAUUAUUUAGAUAUUUGUAUAAGGUAGAAUAAACAAAAACUUAAUAUAAAUUA
Bombus pyrosoma is the source of this 1105-nucleotide messenger RNA. RefSeq names its product protein TIPIN homolog. NCBI's taxonomy places the organism in Eukaryota, Metazoa, Arthropoda, Insecta, Hymenoptera, Apidae. Gene Ontology annotation, biological process: DNA damage response; replication fork processing; DNA replication checkpoint signaling. The coding region runs from base 41 to 934 and encodes 297 amino acids. The record is from RefSeq and is a predicted model, not a curated record. Gene Ontology annotation, cellular component: nucleus; replication fork protection complex. The transcript has a single exon. Gene Ontology annotation, molecular function: DNA binding.